Molecule: messenger RNA, 750 nt
Organism: Vicia faba (fava bean)
Lineage: Eukaryota; Viridiplantae; Streptophyta; Magnoliopsida; Fabales; Fabaceae
Source: the annotation of a GenBank genome assembly
AUGAGUCCCUCACAAUUUCAUGCUAAGAAAGAACUCACCCCAAUCGUCACAAAAUCCAACAUCAACAACAACGUUAAUGGAAUGUUACCACCACAUUUGAAAAUCAAUAGAGAUUCUCAUUUCAUUAAAAAACCAUCUUCAUCGCCACCAUCAUCGUCUUCGUCGUCAUCGUCGACAUCAUCGACGAUGAUCAAUAGCAUGGCAGCAUCGAAUAAACCACCGCAACAACAUCGUCACCCUGUGAUAAUCUACACUCAUUCUCCGCGUGUCAUCCACACGGAGCCUAAGGACUUCAUGGCAUUGGUGCAAAAGCUCACCGGACUCUCUCGCUCGGAGGAAAAAGACGACGGGAACAAUAUUGUUCCGUCGUCUCAACAUCAGCCUUUGAAACAAGAGUCCGUCACGAGCAAUAUGAUGGUGGGAGACAAAGAGAAUGAUCAGAAGAAAGUUGUCGUCCUCAGAAACGAGGACAAUGACACAUCGUCGUCUGUGAUCACGGACGAGAACAUUUAUGGUAACAACAUUGGAGAAAAUCGGGAAAAUCAAUGUUUCGUUGCUUCGGAGUCACCAAUGUUUGAGCCUCAGUUUAACCCCUACAUGACAAACUAUUUGGCAUCGAACGAGUUCUUGUACUCGAGUCCACCGUUAUUGAACUACUCAGAUUCAUUUUUCUCUCACAACAUGAUAGCCUCUCUUCCAAACUCUAACACCUUGGAAGGGAUGAAUGAGUUUGGUGACUAUGGACUAUAG